This is a messenger RNA of Empidonax traillii (willow flycatcher), 856 nucleotides long. RefSeq lists its product as uncharacterized. The record is from RefSeq and is a predicted model, not a curated record. The coding region runs from base 194 to 856 and encodes 220 amino acids. The transcript has 6 exons. NCBI's taxonomy places the organism in Eukaryota, Metazoa, Chordata, Aves, Passeriformes, Tyrannidae.
CGCUUUGUAUCAAAUAUAUAAAUUCAUUAAUUUAGUGCAUUAUGUCUGUUUUCUUUUUCUUGAAACAGAGAAGUUCUUGAGAACCAAUAAGUUAAAUAGAGCCUUUGUCACCUACUGGCCCUUUUACUACAUAUUAAUACAAAUAAUCCAUUUGAGUUUUUCCUUUCUUGCAGCAGGCACUCACAGAGCGGACAUGGGAAGUGGUAUGGAAAGUUGGAAAGGGAUGCUGAACCAGCACAGAUGUAAGCUAUCUCCCAAUGUGUUGAUAUCUUUCUGGCAAGUAAGUAUCCAGCACUGGAGCUGGAAUACAGCUCAGUGCUCAGAGGGACCAGCACCCACUCUCUGCCACCUCACAGCCUGGGAUCUGGACCUCGAGUGGUACCGUGGGACCAACCACGACUGGAAGAGCUGUUCCAAGGAGGAGCUGCUGAAGCUGGUGGAAAACCUCGUGUCUCCAAGUACCCUCAAAGUACCCAGGCCAAGCAGCCAAAGAACUCACAGCAAAAGGUGGCUUUGGGUGGGGCUUGGACGCUGUGGGCCAACAGCUGGGAACCUGAGCCAUGGCAAGGUCAGGGGGACCCUCAGAGCCCGACAUAAAAGAGAUGGACUAAAGCACCCCUCCCUCUGCUUGGCUUCCUCAUCUGAGGAUGAUGAUUUGUAUCACACCAGGAUUCAGGUAAUACAGACGAGAUCAACCUACUGUUGCACUGAGCCCUACGGUCACUUACGAUGCUGCGAACUCCGGCCCGGCUGCGAGCUAGAAAACAUCUCCUGCCUCUUCCCUCGGCUGAACAGCGACCACUCGGAUGCUGAAAUAAGGUCAGAGCUCCUUCAAGCGGCUAAAAAACCGGGCUAA